UCGCCGGAAAAGAACACACACCUCCCUCUCGGGGGCCGGUCGGAUUCAGUUUCUCCUUCUUAAAGACUCCGUGACCGGGGGGACAAAGUCCUCCUUCCUGAGUCAUUGUAACCCCCCCCCCCCCUCUCUGAAGGGUUUAACGUUACUCCCUCUGCGAGGCUUUACCUGUGCAGGUGAACCACUCGGCUGAACGACAACGUCUCGCAUGAAGACACCCCGCCACAGAUCCCGGCUGCUCGUGACCUCCUCCACCCGCCCCGAGUCCAGAUGAGCAUCCAAGAGGAGGGCGCGCAGGGCGGGGGCGCCUCCUCGCCCCUUUCCCCCGCCGACUACGGACCGGCGACCCCGCCCCCCGACCUGUGCGCUGCGUGCGGCCACUGCCACCAGCUGGAGGAGAACCACGAGUACCUGUACGUGGAAGAGGUGGACGACGACCUGGUGUGCCACAUCUGCCUGCAGGCGCUCCUCUGGCCCCUGGACACGCCCUGCGGCCACACCUACUGCCGCGAGUGCCUCACCAGCUUCCUGCUGGAGAGCGACUUCUGCCCCGUGUGCCGCGCGCCGCUCAUGCUGCAGAGCUGCAGGAAGCCCAGCCUGCUGGUCCACAAGCUGCUGGACAAGCUGACCGUGGCGUGCCCCUUCAGCCAGCACUGCGCCGAGGAGAUGGCCCGGGGCGACCUGGAGGACCACAUCAGGAGCAGGUGCAAAGGGGCGUCUCACUAUGGGCUCUCUGCGGACAGGAAGCGGCGCUCGCAGGAGGGCGAGUGCACCGACAGCACGUCGGAGCUCACCCUCGCCACGCUGCCCGGCGACGGCCCCGCCUCCGCCGCCGUGGCGCUUCUGUCGGACGAGUCCGGCCUGGUCAACCCCGCCUUCGACCCCAGCAUGGAGGACAACAGCCAGUCGGGCAGCACCACCAGCCUGACGGCCCGCAGCGGCAGCAAGAAGAUCAGAAACUUCGACCGCUCGUCGGUGCGGAGCCGCUCCUUCCGGAGGCUCAACCGGGCCUUCAGCGUCCUGCGGAGGACGAAGAGCGGCACCGCGGUGAGCCACGAGACGUCGGAGGAGAGGGACAACGCCCGCAACGCCUCCUCGCCCCAGGAAGUGCUGGCUCUUCCUCAGCUGCACCACCUGAUCCCCGACGGGGAGCUCACCAGCAUCAAGAUCACACGGGCGGAUCCCUCGGAGCCGCUGGCCAUCAGCAUCGUCGGGGGCAACGAGACCCCGCUGGUCCGCGUCCUCAUCCAGGACAUCUACAGGGAGGGCGUCAUCGCCCGGGACGGACGCCUGCUGCCCGGCGACAUGAUCCUCAAGGUGAACGGCAUCGACAUCAGCAACGUCCCCCACUGCUACGCCCUGGCCACCCUCAAGCAGCCCUGCCAGCUGCUCCGCCUGACGGUGCUCCGCGAGCAGCGCCACCGCUACCACUCGCACUCGCACGCCCACCAGGUGCCGGGGCCCACGCGUCCCACGGCCCCGACGCGGGACGAAAGCGUCCACGUGCUGCUGAGCAAGUCCAUCCCGGACGAGCAGCUGGGCAUCAAGCUGGUGCGGCGGCCGGAGGAGCACGGCGUCUUCGUCUUCCACCUGCUGGACGGCGGCCUGGCGGCGCGCGACGGGCAGCUGUGCGUCGGCGACCGCGUGCUCGCCAUCAACGGGCACGACCUGCGCUACGGGGCGCCGGAGCACGCCGCCCUGCUGAUCCAGGCAUCGGAGGAGGGCGUCCACUUCAUCGUGUCCCGUCAGAUCCGCCUCCCCACGCCGGACAUCUUACAAGAGGCUCCGUGGGGGAUGGACGGGCCCCCCCCCUACUCCCCCGUGGACAUCGAGCAGACGCUACUGGACUCCUGCCAGAAGCCGGCGUGCUACGAGAAGACGGUGACGCUGACCAAGGAGCCCUACGACUCCCUCGGCAUGACGGUGGCCGGCGGCAUGUCCAGCCGAGGGUGGGACCUCCCCAUCUACGUCACCAACGUGGACUGUGACGGAGUGGUGGGGCAGGAGGGCUCCAUCCGAAAAGGUGACAUCUUGCUCAACGUGAACGGGUUGGACUUGACGGGGGUGACGCGAGGCGAGGCCGUGGCCAACCUGAAGAACACCUCCUCUCCCGUGGUGCUGAAGGUGCUGGAGAUGCGUCCUCCGGAGGAGGGGCUGCAGGAGUCGCCGCUGCCCUCCUGCCUGGGGCCCGCGGCCCCCCCCGACAGCACCAAGAGCCCGGCGCCCGGCGACGACUACUCGCCGCUGUGGGUGUCCUGGCUGCAGCUGCCCAGACAUCUCUACUGCUGCAAAGACAUCGUGCUGCGGAGGAGCACCUCGGGCAGCCUGGGCUUCAGCAUCGUGGGGGGGCAGGAGGAGGUCAACUGCAACCAGUCCUUCUUCAUCCGCUCCAUCGUGGAGGGGACGCCGGCCUACAACGACGGCAGGAUAAGGUGUGGGGACAUCCUGCUGGAGGUGAACGGGACCAGCACCUGGGGGAUGACCCACACGGCGCUGGUCCGGCUCCUCAAGGAGCUGCGGGGCAGGAUCACGCUGACCAUCGUCUCCUGGCCGGGCAGCCUGCUGUAGCGCCGCCUCGCCGCCGCCGACGAAAGGAAUGUGGGAGGCGGAGCCUAUUGGAGCUCGCUGCGCGGGAGGAACGCGGGAGGAGCAUGGAACCGCGCUUCUGCACGGACGCCUGAGACUUUGGCCGGGACACGAGACCGGACCGUUACCCUGAAGCAGGAUGCUGUUAUUGUGUGUGGACGUUGGAGGACUACAGCUCCACAUUAGCGUCGAGUUGGACUCACAUUUCGUUACUGUAAACGUUGGGUGUGCAAAACAAAACAAAAAAAAAAAAAAAAAAAAGAAGUGGUGACCCGAGCACUUGUAAUGCGUUUCUUCUUGUUCGUGUUCGGCUGCGUUCGGUUGGACGGACGCGUUGCCAAGUAGUCGUCAUGUGGAGGUUUCUCUUUGAUUUCACAAGCAAAUUAUCUCACCACUGGCAAUAAAGUGUACUGAAAGAAU
Gasterosteus aculeatus aculeatus (three-spined stickleback) is the source of this 3003-nucleotide messenger RNA. It is a transcript of the gene lnx1, whose product is annotated as ligand of numb-protein X 1. Lineage: Eukaryota; Metazoa; Chordata; Actinopteri; Perciformes; Gasterosteidae. Gene Ontology annotation, molecular function: protein binding; ubiquitin-protein transferase activity. The record is from RefSeq and is a predicted model, not a curated record. Gene Ontology annotation, cellular component: cytoplasm. Gene Ontology annotation, biological process: ubiquitin-dependent protein catabolic process.